AUGUCCGCAUUAGAUGGCGGAAUUGGGCAGAUCACUAGGCCGUUGGAAAAGCUGGACAGUGAUGAGCGGCAACAUGCUUCCCAAUUAUUGAUGUUGAGUCGUGAUUGGCUCCAGAACUUGUUGCCCUUCAUUUUGGGCAAAGUAAAUCGUGUCCACUACGGCCUCCUGCGUUCCAAAGAUCUCGCAGAUUUGUCAGCCCGUGGCUACAUGGCCACGGGGAGCCGGACGCAAGUCGCAGUGCCCUUCACCGGCUUGGAGACACCAUCUUUAGCAUCGGAGUUUGCCAAUCCUGAUGUGGCUAUUGGGCUUACGAUCCUCGCCUUUAGCUACGAAGGCAUGCGGUUUUCGGAUGUGAAGACGAUGCUUCUUCUGUUGAAAUCGGAGUUGCUCCGUGAUGUGGCGACUCCGCCCCCACAGCGCGAGUCCUUCCGACGCUUCAAAGAGUGGACGGCCAAAUCUCCGAAGUCUCCUGAGUCGGAGUUUCUGCCGUUGGACCUGGUGCAGCCGGACGCGGCGACGAUCCGCGGAUUGAAGAAGCUUUGGAAAGAACGACCCGAUGUUUACUGCUUUUACUUGAGGAAGGAGAUCUUCCCCAAGGCCACACCUACACAGGUGAAGAAGUUCUCGGCGUGUGCACAGGAGUUGGCCUCACCCAGCAUCUUCAAAGUUCGCCUCGGUUUCUCCGGCACGCCCUCGAACAUUUUACCCUCCAGCAUGCCUCCGGUGGAUUUCGACCACACAGAUGGUCAGACCAUGGCCAUUUUGGCUUCGCCUUCGGUGGUGACUCUGCAUUCGGUGGCCUCUGGUUGGACCGUUUGGAGCUUGUUGGAUCUGGUGGCGAAGCAUCGAGGUGAAGCUGGCGAGGCCUUUUGUGCCUUAAUCGAUUGUGGGGCCUUGCUGUGCGGCUUGGAGAACCAGGAAGUGGCAAAGCUCUUGAUGGAGAGCCCCCUGAGUUCAAUUAAAGAUGGCUGUGUCUUCUUGGCUCGUGGAACUGAUUUACCCAUGAUCUUCCUGAAAGGUGCAACACAUCCCGUGCCCUUGGAGGAUGCCAACUUGCGACCAGAACGGCGUUUCUGUUACUUCGAUCAGCCUCACACCACCGGCAUCGACAUACAACAACCUGCUUUGGGAGUGGCUGCCAUCACUGUGGGUAAAGACAUGUCCAUCCGAGAGCUGCAACAAGGUGCGUGGCGCAUGCGCGGCUUGGGCCGAGGCCAACGUUGCGAGAUUUUGCUACCGGAGGAGGUGGCAAACUACAUGCGUAACCUUUUGAAGGAUAGGAAGGCCGUGAAUCUUUCACCAACUGCGACGGCGCAAGCGGCGGCAUUGAGGGACAUUCAAUCCGCCUUACUUAUGAAGUCACUGGAGCAGGAAGAGUUGCAAGCACGCCAACUGGUACGACAAGAUCUCACAAGCGCUUGGAAAGCACCUGCUCUCUCAAUGCUGAUGGAUGGAAAAUCGGAAGGAUUGACUUCGCUCUUAGAGUUUGUGCCUUCGAGCAUUAAGGAGGAAGAGUCCAAGACAUUGGAGACAUCUUUGAGGGAUCUGGCGGCGCCCUUUGCAACAUCUUCUUCUGUGUCUGGAGCUGUGGAUGAGGUGGUGCAGCGUGCUUUGCAGAUGUUGGGUACAGGCUGUACAUCCGAGUUUGCCUCUGGCGAGAUUGUGCGUGAACAAGAAGAGCAGCAGCAACAUGAGCACCAAAUCGAGUCCGAAGAGACGGGAUCUGUACAGCGACCUAAAGCUGGAGAAAGUCGUGUUUGGGAGCUUGGGAAGCUCAAGUCUUUGGCGGCCUUGCCUGACACUCCAUCAGUAGCAGAUGAAUCAGCUCUUUUUGCCUUUCCAAGCUUCGCGAAGAUCGCGGAGAUUUUCAUCGGCUGCGCUGGUGCCGGAGCCAAUGCGGCCAAGACAAAUCCGGUGUUGGCGUCUUUAGCUGAGUGCCGCCUACGUUUUUCUCCCAAUAGCCGGGUCACUGUGCAGGUGCCCAUUGUGAAGCCAGUUUUGGUGGCUUUGGAGUUGAGAGGAAACCGCAACCCACCAACCACCGUGGCUUUAUCUUUGGCAGAGGCCGAAUCCCUUCGCUGGGCUUUGGCCGAAUGCGAGAGCAAGGGUCAGGACUUCCGCUUUUCUUUGUAUGUGAUCUCCGAGUCCCCCAUGUUCGACAAAGAUGUGACUAUGCACAAGGUGUUCUGUGCCAGCUCUGAUUUCGGUCUUGCAGAACAUCCGGUGUGUUUACUGCGCUUCUAUUUGGGCGAAUCCUGGUUUUCACUGCAGGAGUUGAAAUGCCUGAAAUCAAUCGUUGGCGAUCACCAGCAGGACUUCCGCCGGCUGCGUGCUGCAGUUUUUGAUGCUCGCCGAUCAGGGGGCGCGAUUGAUUGGUCCUGCACGCCGCUGGCUGCUGUCUUGGGGCAUCAGUCUGCAGAGACAGUUCCAGUGCCGCCGGCCGGGCCAACAUUUCUGGAGCGCUAUAGCUCAGAAGCCUUGGCAGGUGGCAAAGACUUUGUUGAAACCUAUGCGCACACGCAGCAGAGCAUGCUGGAAACUCUCCCAGAGUAG
Molecule: messenger RNA, 2553 nt
Organism: Durusdinium trenchii
Lineage: Eukaryota; Dinophyceae; Suessiales; Symbiodiniaceae
Source: the annotation of a GenBank genome assembly